AUGGCUUCUCCUGGUGGAGCCUGUUCAUCCGGUUCCAGUUCUCUUCAAAACUCUGGCUCCGACGGAGACAGAGACAUGGUGGAUCAGAGGAAGAGGAAGAGAAUGCUGUCCAACAGAGAAUCGGCACGCAGAUCGAGGAUGAGGAAACAGCAGCACCUGGAAGGUUUGAGUGCGCAAUUGGAUGAGCUGAAAAAGGAAAACAAUCAGAUGAACACGAACAUAGGCAUGACGACCCAGCUGUACCUGAAGGUGGAGGCUGAGAACGCGAUUCUGAGGGCGCAGAUGGAGGAACUCAGCAACAGAUUGAACUCUCUGAACGAAAUCAUCGGAUUCAUCAACUCCACGAACUACUUGCUGUUCGAUGAGGCACAGGAGACUCAGAUGUUCAAUGAUUGUGGCUUCAUGGAUGCUUGGAAUGGAAUGCCCCUCAAUCAACCGAUCAUGGCUUCCGCUGACAAUGACAUCUUGAUGAUGUAUUGA
Molecule: messenger RNA, 480 nt
Organism: Sphenostylis stenocarpa
Lineage: Eukaryota; Viridiplantae; Streptophyta; Magnoliopsida; Fabales; Fabaceae
Source: the annotation of a GenBank genome assembly